Kickxella alabastrina is the source of this 2501-nucleotide messenger RNA. RefSeq names its product P-loop containing nucleoside triphosphate hydrolase protein. Lineage: Eukaryota; Fungi; Kickxellomycota; Kickxellomycetes; Kickxellales; Kickxellaceae. Bases 120 to 2459 code for a protein of 779 amino acids. Gene Ontology annotation, molecular function: ATP binding; RNA binding; RNA helicase activity. The record is from RefSeq and is a predicted model, not a curated record. Gene Ontology annotation, cellular component: intracellular anatomical structure; spliceosomal complex. The transcript has a single exon.
UUUUUCGUUUGCAGUCUCAUUUUAACGCUUACUUUAUUUUUUGUCCUUUCUAUUUUUUACACUUCUCAUUCAGGCUGGCCGAUUCAACAUUUGCAACAACUUUCCUAAAAUUACUGACCAUGGCUGAUAUCAACAGCAACCCGUAUCUGGCCCACAUGCAUGACAAAAGCAGUGGCAGCAGCAACAACAUCUUCAACGGGCCCAACAAGGCGUUCAACAUGCUUGUUCCUGGAAAGUCGACCUCUGAGCAGCAGGAGGCUCUGGAAAAUGAUCUGUACAACGGCCUGACAGGGCAGGCAUACUCGCAAAAGUACAAGAUCAUCUUGGAGAAGCGGCGCGACCUGCCUGUCAACAAGCAGCGGCAAAAGUUUCUCGACCUGAUCCACGCCAACCAAUUUGUGGUCCUUGUGGGUGAGACGGGGUCAGGCAAAACCACGCAGAUCCCGCAGUACAUGGUGAUGGACAUGCUGCCCCAGGUGGAGGGCAAGAUGAUUGCAUGCACGCAGCCGCGCCGUGUGGCGGCAAUGAGCGUGGCGCAGCGCGUGUCCGAGGAAUUGGACGUCAAGCUUGGACAGGAGGUUGGCUACUCGAUCCGUUUCGAGGACUGCACGUCGUCAAAGACUGUUUUGAAGUACUGCACGGACGGUAUGCUCCUGCGCGAGGCCAUGUCAGACAACCUGCUGUCGCGGUACUCGGCGGUUAUUCUUGACGAGGCGCAUGAGCGCACGCUCAACACGGAUAUCCUGAUGUCCCUGAUGAAGAAUAUUGCAAUUAAGCGGCCGGACAUCAAGAUCAUCGUCAUGAGCGCCACGCUGGACUCGGAGAAGUUCCAAAAGUACUUUUACGACGCGCCCCUGCUUACGGUCCCUGGCCGCACGUUCCCCGUCGAGGUGUACUAUACGCCAGAGCCCGAGAGCGACUACCUGGAGGCGUCGAUCAAGACAGCGCUGCAGAUCCACGCGACCGAGCCUGCUGGUGACAUCCUGAUGUUCCUCACAGGCGAGGAGGAGAUCGAGGAGGCCUGCCGCCUGCUACGCGCGCGCGGCGACGAGCUCAUCCGCCGCGCCAACAGCGGGCCUCUGCUGAUCGUCCCGCUGUACUCGACGCUGCCGCCGAACAUGCAGCAAAAGAUCUUUGACCAGGCGCCCGAGCCACGCACCAAGGGCGGCUCCCCUGGGCGCAAGAUCGUUGUUUCGACUAACGUUGCCGAAACUUCACUGACCAUCGAUGGCAUCGUGUACGUCAUUGACCCCGGGUUCGCCAAGCAGAAGGUGUACAACCCGCGCGUGCGCGUCGAGUCCCUGCUGGUGUCGCCGAUCUCGCGCGCAGCCGCACAGCAGCGCGCCGGCCGUGCUGGACGCACGCGCCCUGGAAAGUGCUUCCGGCUGUACACCGAAAAGUCGUUCAACAACGACCUCAUUGAGCAGACGUACCCGGAGAUCCUGCGCAGCAACCUCGGAUCUAUCGUGCUGCAGUUGAAGAAGCUGGGGAUCAACGACCUCGUGCACCUGGAUCUGAUGGACCCGUGCGCGCCCGAGGUGUUGAUGCGCGCGCUUGAGCUGCUGCAUUACCUGGGCGCCCUUGACGACGACGCCAACUUGACGGAAAUUGGCCAUGCGAUCUCAGAGUUCCCCAUUGACCCGCAGCUGGCCAAGAUGAUCAUUGCCGCCGCCGACUACGGCUGCACCAACGAGGUGUUGUCCAUCGCUGCCAUGCUCUCCGUGCCCAACGUGUUUCUGCGGCCGCGCGAGGCCCAGCGUGCUGCUGACAUGGCCAAGGCCGAGUUCGCGCACAUGGAUGGCGACCACAUGACGCUGCUCAACGUCUACCACGCGUACAAGGGCACGACGGAGGCGACCAAGUGGUGCUGGGACAACUUUUUGCAGUACCGCUCGCUCAAAUCGGCCGACAGCAUCCGCGAGCAGCUGCGCCGCGUGGCUGUCAAGAACAACAUCCCCCUGCUGUCCAAUAACUUUACUAACCCCGAGUACUACCCCAAGAUCCGCCGCGCACUGACCGCUGGCUACUUCAUGCAGGUUGCGCACCUGGAGCGCAACGGCCAGUACUUGACGGUUAAGGACAACCAGAUUGUUCUUUUGCAUCCGUCGUCGGUGCUGGAGCGCAAGCCCGAGUGGGUUGUGUACAAUGAGUUUGUGUUGACUAAACGCCAUUACAUCCGCACAGUCACGGAGGUGAAGCCCGAAUGGCUGCUGGAGAUUGCCCCGCAUUACUAUGAUUUGUCGGCGUUCCCGCCGUGCGAGGGCAAGCGCAUUUUGGAGAAGAUUGCUUUGAAGUUUGCUCUCUCCAGGGAGGAGCAGGAGCGCAGGGUGAAGAAGGACAAGAAGGAUAAGAAGCGCAAGUCCGAGAAGGAGAAGAGCGAGAAGAAAGAGAAGAAGGACAAGAAAGACAAGAAGGAGAAGAAGGAGAAGAAGGAAAAAAAGGAGAAGAGCAAGGACUAGUCCCUUUAUUUAUGUUUUAUAUUACAAUAAAUGCGUUCAAAG